This is a messenger RNA of Esox lucius (northern pike), 3417 nucleotides long. RefSeq names its product E3 ubiquitin-protein ligase RING2-A. The coding region runs from base 494 to 1669 and encodes 391 amino acids. Lineage: Eukaryota; Metazoa; Chordata; Actinopteri; Esociformes; Esocidae. Gene Ontology annotation, molecular function: protein dimerization activity; chromatin binding; ubiquitin protein ligase activity. Gene Ontology annotation, biological process: negative regulation of DNA-templated transcription. The record is from RefSeq and is a predicted model, not a curated record. Gene Ontology annotation, cellular component: PcG protein complex; ubiquitin ligase complex. The transcript has 10 exons.
CGCCCAUUUGCUGCUGCUGCUGAGUGGCUGGCAUCACAACUAUUUUGCUGAAUGCUGGCUCACAUCGUAGAUCACGCUUGUAUUCACGUUACGGAACAGCUGGUUUGUGAAAACCAGUGAAUACAGACAGAAUGAAGAGAAAGUCUGCAGACAUAUCAUCCUUCAGUCAGAAGUUGAACAGCAAUAAGCCAAAUGAAACGGAGCGGAGUGUUGUUAAGACAGAAGAGAGAGAACAUGAUGAGGCAGACUCAAAGAGUGAGAUUGAGUUUCCGUCAGUGAGCACUGGCCCGAGUGGACCUCCAGGCAUUUCCCAAAUUAAUGGACCUCAGCUAGAGCAACAGGCAGACUCAAAGAUCACACAAGAGGAGACCUUAGUGAGCAUUGGCCCAAGUGGACCGUCAGACAUUUCCAAAUCUAGAGGAGAUGGACCUAUGCAGCCACACCUGAAACUCUUCCCCAGGACACUCCAAGGUAGGUGUCUUAAAAACAGAAAAUGGCAACUCCAGUCAACAUCCAAAACCCCAGUAAAACCUGGGAGCUGAGCUUAUAUGAGCUGCACAGGAGCCCACAGGAGGCGAUCAUCGACAGCACAGAGAUCGCAGUGUCCCCCAGGAGCCUCCACAGUGAGCUUAUGUGCCCCAUCUGUCUGGACAUGCUGAAGAACACCAUGACAACCAAGGAGUGCCUGCACCGCUUCUGCUCCGACUGCAUCGUCACGGCUCUCCGAUCUGGUAACAAGGAGUGCCCGACGUGCCGAAAGAAGCUGGUGUCCAGGCGCUCGCUGCGCCGCGACUCCAACUUCGACGCCCUCAUCUCCAAGAUCUACCCGAGCCGGGACGAAUACGAGGCCCACCAGGACCGGGUGCUGGAGAGACUCAGCCAGCUGCACAACAAGCAGGCCCUCAGCUCCAGCAUCGAGGAGGGACUCCGCAUGCAGGCGCUGCACAGACCCCUCAGAGCCCAGCGGGUGCGCAAACCGGCGCAAGAGAGCGACAACACCACAUUCAGCGGCGGCGAGGAAAACGGGGACGCACGCUCGCACCUCUCGCACGACUCGGCGCCCUCCCACGCGCCCCUCCCGCCAAGCCACACGCCGUCCGAGGCGGGGCCCAGCCGGAACCCCAAGCGGCCCAGGGUGUCGGACGAGUCGGGCCCGGAGGCGGACAGAGGCAGUCCCACGCCCCCUCUCAGGCGCCACAAAGAAGGACCCGGCUCGGAGAUAGAGCUUGUGUUCCGCCCACACCCCCUGCUGGUCAACACGCAGGACUACAGUCAGACCAGGUAUGUGAAGACCACAGCCAACGCCACAGUGGACCACCUGUCUAAGUACCUGGCUCUGCGCAUCGCCCUGGAGGAGAGGCAGAGAGACACCCAGCCAGACGCAGUUGAGAAGGGGAAGGAUGGAGGCGAGGCGGGGGCCAAAGGAGAGGAGGCGGCAGGAGAGGGACCCAGCCUGAAGAACGUCAGCGAGAAACAGUACACCAUCUACAUCACCACGUCAGGGGGACAGUUCUCUACUCUGAACGGCUCCCUGACGCUGGAGCUGGUGAACGAGAAGUAUUGGAAGGUCAGAAAGCCCCUGGAGUUAUACUACGCCCCCACCAAGGACCAACAGCCUCAGCCUGCCCAGCCGCCACAACAGAAGUCCCCCCAGCCCAAAGAGGGGUGAAGACGAGUCCUGCAUCUUCAGCCUUCAACAACCCCGUCACUGACUAGCAACUGAUUAUUUGAGACUUCUAGAUCUUUCUGUGUGCUGAGUGUAGCAGUUAAGAUAGUUAUGGGAAACAUUCCAUAUAUAGGUCUCAACAUAGUCCUUUCCUGUUUUCCUGUUUUCUCCCCCCUUCGUAGCUUUAAAUCAGACCUGUUUUAUCUCCAAGAGUGAUUUUGAAGGUUAUUUAUAGAGUUCUUACACAUUUGGGUCCGGUUUUCCCAAAAGCAUGAACUUUUACAACCUUCGUAGGAACGUUGCUACUGUGAGCUGUUUCUAAGAAAAAAAACAAAUUGCUGAAGUUGAACCUAAACAGUACCUGGACCACCCGUAGAACAGUUCCGUGUGUCACUGUAGCCUCCUUGCCCUUCUGCGUGACUUUAUAUACCGAAGAUUUCAGAUGGCCAUAGAAUCAAGACGUUUGUCCGUCUCUGAGAUCACUUCUCGCCAUUCUUACAGGAGAAGUGAUAAAAAGGUGCUUGAAACGAAACCAGAGACAUCUGUCUUCAGUGAAAGAUACUACAGCACAGGAUAUUGGCUACUAAGACCUACUGUAUAUAGUUUAAUCAUAUUGAAAGCAAUGCAAUUAUUUGCUUCCUAUAUUUAAUGUCUAUCAAUAGGUUGAUGUAGCUUAGCAUUAGAAUAGAUAUCCUCAGUAUUAGCAGCCCUAGACGGUAAAGGCAGUCUAGGACCUAGAAGCUCAAUGUCAUUGGACAUGGCUUCAUUUAAAUGCCCUCGGUAUCGCAUGCCUCAACGAUGCAGUUGACAGACUUUAUCUCUGUGGGUUUUGGGAAGCACAGGAGAGGUUUUUCAGCAGCGGUAUGAAGGACGCUUCAUUAACACACUUGGGAGUCUUAGCCCAGGUUACUUUGAUCCUUAUUCGUUUUCCUUCAAUCGAAAAUGUUAUCCGACUCAUGCGCACCAGCAACCCCCAGGCUCGCGUAGUCCACAGCCGGCAAUCCCAUUGCAUUGUUCCUUCUGACCUUUAAACCACCAAGUAUUGAUGCUUGUCGUUACGUGACGUAAUGUCGCUGGCACAUCGUUGACACCUACUUGAUUUUACAUUGAAAAAUGUUUUGUGGAGAUGAACCUAGUUUGACUGGAGAUGACCUCUGGUUAUAAAGGAUGGUUGAAUUGAAGAUUAUGCAAGAAUAUACUGCUAUACAGCGGUAGUAGAUGAUUAGAACUUUUCUAUUCUGAAUAUGGCUUGCUUUGAAAUUAGAUUGUGACUAUAUAAAUCUAUUAUUUAAUUUCUCUUUGAAGAUGUGACUGAAGCACAAUGCCGCCUUCAGAGGAUGUCUGUAGCAACAGCUGUUCUGGCUAAUGAGUUAUUCUGACUUUGACACACUUGCUGAGAUUUAAAAGGCACUAAUUAGAUUUUUGUCAAAGUAAAACUGGGCUGCCAGUUUAAAGUCAUAGCGGAUUUUUCCACGUGGCUUUUUCCUAAAAGUAGCCUCAUCAUAGCUUUCACUCACUUUUAUCAAGUUAUACCUGAUGCACUUUAUAUGUUCUGCUGGCAUAAUGGGUUUUCUUACCUGUUUUUUGUAUUCUCUUUCUAAAAUGUAAGGCAAUGUAACUCACUUGGAACUAUGACUCAGCUAAUGUUUGUAUAUAUUGCUUUUCCUCUUGAUGUUUCAGAGCCUUAUGACCCAUUCAGCACAAUAAACCGCAAGGAUGGCAUUGGUAUAAAAUGGAUGUCGUGUGAUUAA